Cooperia oncophora is the source of this 381-nucleotide messenger RNA. NCBI's taxonomy places the organism in Eukaryota, Metazoa, Nematoda, Chromadorea, Rhabditida, Trichostrongylidae. The record is from the annotation of a GenBank genome assembly.
CUGGUUUUUAUUUCAGAAGGAUGCCUCCCUUCAUGGUUCCGAAAAGAACAGAAUGAACCACCGCAAGCGUUGGAGACGAAGGCCUCAUUAACGAAUGAAAUCGACGAUCCUCCGGAACUCCUAGAUCAUAGCCGGCCACACGAAAUUGACGAUGAUAGACACAAAGGCCAUCAUCGACCUGCUCACGAAACCAACCAAGUCCACGAAGCUGACGACGAUGACAGCGAAAGCGAAGAAUUGGACAUGAUCUACGGAACUGCAGCACCGAUUCGAAUAGAUCACAGGCUAGAAGAAGCACGAAAACGUCAUUCAAAACGUAAAUGUAAAGGUAAGUUGUGCUCAGUUGAAUCCAAAAUUUUGAGAUCUCUUUCAUUUUCUUAA